AUGGCAACCAUACCACCUCAUUAUUCCGAUCGGUUUAUUGUUCAACGGUACAAUAAGGCAUUGCAAUUUGUGCAGAGUCUACCUGCAAGUUCAAACUUCCAGCCUACUAAAAACCAGAAACUUGAGCUAUAUGCUUUAUAUAAACAAGUAUCUGAGGGCAAUAUAAAAACCCAACGUCCUGGCUUAUUUGACGUUGUUGGGAGAGCAAAAUGGUAUAUAGUUUGCAGAGUUAUUACUUCUUCAUCAAAUGCAGUGGACGCUUGGAAGAAACUCGAAGGUCUAUCACAAAUAGAAGCGAGACAUCUAUAUGUUGAAGCCCUUUUAAGGGUAGCAAAGGAAGCCUAUAGAAAGAAUAUGGGGCGAGAGGAAGCACAGCAAAUAAUACAUACAUUUGCCAUUAUGAGAUUCUCUGAUGACGAAACAGACGAUGAUUUAAUAGAAACAGACACCACAUCAAAUUUAGAAGAUAACGAAAUCGAUGACACAAGUAUUGAAUCGGAAAAUGCGGAAGAAGAGGCCUACUUGCGAGAUGUACAAAAUAGUAAUAUUCAGACUGAUGCUAAACGAGAGACACCAUUCAAAUCAUCGAGUAACGACACAGCUUAUAAUUUAGUAGAGCAACCACCGCUUAACAAACAACGACAGCCAGCCUUGACAAGAGCUCAACUACAGCAACAUCAAAUAGAACAAGAAAGACUUCACCAGCAACAGCAACAACGACAACAUCAGCAGAAUAGACCAUCUUCAGUUGCCUCUAUACAAACUAUGGUAACAGCACCUACGACACCGAGACAAUUACCCGUCAGUUCGAGGUCUACUUCGAGGUUAGGACAACAUGCAUCCGGGCUUCGCGUAAACAACAGCAGGCAAGGCUAUCCCAACCAUUCCUCAAAAGAUGACUUACAUGUGCUGCCUAGCAAUAGUAAAGAAGCGAAUUCUACGUCUUAUAUUGAAACCGACUUUGUAGAUGACUCGAUCAAUCCGUGGCAAAAUUUACCUUCCAAUCCUAAUAUAAAUAAGCAAGGGCAAGAAGUUAAUAGUGGAGCUAGCAGCGAUGACAACCAAGAUAAUAUAAUGAAUAAUAGAAGUAGGCAUUUAGUGCAAAAUAAGCAUACUAAUAGCAGCGUUUAUAAGCCCCAAUUGAGGUUGACAUCGCCUAUGUCUCAAUAUCAGCAAAAACAGCAGCUGCAACAUAGAAUACAACAACAACGGAUAACAUCCCCUUCACCUCCCUUCGUUUCAACUAAUAAACCUACUUUACUACAACAGCAGCUAUCAGGCAUGGCGCCUCUUCUUCAUAGCUCGCCCGUUCCUGGAUCAAGCACUUCUUCGUCUGUCACUGCUACUCCCCAAAAUCAAUUAUUACAACAACAUCAGUCUGAAAGACCUGUAGAACCCUAUGAUCCACCAGCUGGGGGCUCAAGAUCAAGUAGUAGAACACAUAAUUCAUUGCUACACAUCAAAGACGACCCUGCACUCCAUCAUUUUCUACACUCACAAAUGAAUCGACCCAGUAGCAGUGUUACUACAGUGGCAUUGGGGCCAGCUACCAAAAAGGCUUUAGAAUCACUACAAAAUGAAGUCAUUGCUCUCAACGACCGUAUAAAUGAUUUACGUAGAGAAUUAGUAAACCGCGAUGAACAUCGACCUAAAAGGAAACCAAGUAGUGGGCCCAACGAAGAAUGUGAUCCACCAGACGAUAUAGGGGACAAUUGGCGAUGGGUAAUAAAGGCCGCUCUGAAGUAUGCUGGUGUCAACAUAAUGACAGCCUUUAUCUUAUUUUUCAUCCUUUAUAAAAGUGAUAGUCCGAUUGCAUUUGCGAUUUUACGACAAGCGCAAAAGUUUUGGCGAUCUUUUAAACUUCGAGUUCUAAUAAGUAAUGUGGUUGUUUAA
Mycotypha africana is the source of this 1893-nucleotide messenger RNA. Its product is annotated as acyl CoA binding protein-domain-containing protein. Gene Ontology annotation, biological process: fatty acid metabolic process. Bases 1 to 1893 code for a protein of 630 amino acids. The record is from RefSeq and is a predicted model, not a curated record. Gene Ontology annotation, molecular function: fatty-acyl-CoA binding. NCBI's taxonomy places the organism in Eukaryota, Fungi, Mucoromycota, Mucoromycetes, Mucorales, Mycotyphaceae. The transcript has 6 exons.